AUAAAUAAAGGAUUUAUAAAUAGUCAGAGGACAACAACAAGCUUUGAAUCAUUACAAAGCAUUUUAUUAUUUAUAUUUAAUUUAUAGUAAAUUUAUUCUUAACUCAAAAUUUAUUAAUGGUUAAAUUAUUUUGUCACUUGCAAUUUUAUUAAAAAAAUCAAAAUGUUUGCAUUUAACAUGUUCCCGAGACCCUUCAACACCCAAUACAAAUGUUUUUCAGUCUCAAUGUUCCCAGGAAACGAGAGACAAGAUGUAGAACGUGGAGGAAAAAUAAUUAUGCCACCUUCAGCAUUGGAGCAGCUCACUCGAUUAAAUAUAGUCUAUCCGAUGUUAUUUAAGUUAACUAAUAAAAAGACUAAUCGUGUGACCCACUGUGGUGUCUUGGAGUUCGUAGCAGAUGAGGGAAAAGUUUACCUUCCAUAUUGGAUGAUGCACAACUUAUUGCUGGAAGAGAGUGAAAUAAUAAACAUCGAGAGCGUAUCAUUGCCAGUGGCGACUUACGCACGCUUCCAGCCUCAGUCUGAAGAUUUCCUGGACAUUACAAACCCGAAAGCAGUUUUAGAAAAUGGACUGCGUAGCUUCGCGUGCUUGACUACCGGAGAUAUCGUUGCCAUUCAGUAUAAUCAGAGGAUCUACGAGAUGUGUGUCUUGGAAACUAAGCCUGGACCAGCGGUUUCUAUCAUUGAGUGCGAUAUGAACGUUGAAUUUGCUCCGCCAGUUGGUUACAAAGAGCCUCAGCGAGAAGAGAAGAAGCCACAGGAGGACCAAAUUGAUCCUACUGAUUUAAUGCCUGAGUCGACUGGAUUUUUUGCUUUUCAGGGUCAGGGCAAUAGGCUGGAUGGUAAAAAACGCAAAGAUUCCGGUCCAUCAGAAAUCCAAGUUCCUAAACCAGUUUAUGUUCGGGGAAUUCCUGAUUACGAUUAUAAAAUUGGAACACUUAACUUUUUACGUAAUAUCAAGUCCAUCAACACUAAUAAAGAUGAAAAAAAUACUGAUGAAUUCAAAGCCUUUACUGGUGAAGGUUUUUCACUUCGCAAAUCAAGGAAAUAAUUAUUAGUUUAAUUUUCUAAUAAUAAGUAAUAAAUAAAAAUUAUUUAAGGUAUUUUUUAAAGUAAAUUAAAUUUUCAUUAAAUAGUCACUUGGUUUUAUUUUUAUAAAAGCUCUACAGUUGUGUAUUGGUAGGUGAUAUUUUUGUCUAUUGUUACUAAUCAAUUUUUUUUUUUUUUUUUUUUU
Molecule: messenger RNA, 1233 nt
Organism: Cotesia glomerata
Lineage: Eukaryota; Metazoa; Arthropoda; Insecta; Hymenoptera; Braconidae
Gene: Ufd1-like
Product: ubiquitin recognition factor in ER-associated degradation protein 1
Exons: 5
Coding region: 163-1050 (295 amino acids)
Cellular component (GO): VCP-NPL4-UFD1 AAA ATPase complex
Molecular function (GO): polyubiquitin modification-dependent protein binding
Source: RefSeq, a predicted model, not a curated record